Messenger RNA from Columba livia (rock pigeon), 5907 nucleotides. It is a transcript of the gene TP53BP1, whose product is annotated as tumor protein p53 binding protein 1. The record is from RefSeq and is a predicted model, not a curated record. Gene Ontology annotation, cellular component: nucleus. Gene Ontology annotation, molecular function: histone binding. NCBI's taxonomy places the organism in Eukaryota, Metazoa, Chordata, Aves, Columbiformes, Columbidae. Gene Ontology annotation, biological process: positive regulation of transcription by RNA polymerase II; DNA damage checkpoint signaling. The coding region runs from base 1 to 5754 and encodes 1917 amino acids. The transcript is spliced from 26 exons.
AUGGAGCGCGGCCUCAGCCAGCUGGACCCCGGCUUCUCGCAGCAGGACACGCCUCGCCUGAUCGUGGAGGACUCGCAGCCCGAGAGCGCGGGCGCGGCGGGGGACGCGGAGCAGGCCUGUCUGGGCGUGCUGGCCCACCGGCUGCCGGUGCGGCGCGGCCCGAGCCCUGUGCUGGAGAUCGUCCGCGGGGCUGCCGGCAGCCGGGCAGCCGCGGGGGGCGGCGCGGCUCGGGAGCGACCCGCAGGUAAGAGCCGCGCUGUGCUUGCGGAGCCGAUGGAGGGCCCUGCCCGCCCGGACCCCGCGGGCCGCCGCGCUCAGGAGAUGCCGCCGCCCAGCGGGGAGAGCAGUGCCCUUGCUAAAGCUGGGGGCAGAGCUGAAGGUGAUGCUGAGGACCGGGCUGCCUCGCCCUGUGUGGAAGAUACAGGCAUGUCACAGCUGCAUUUUGAAGCUCUAGAGCUCUCACAAAGCCAGGACUUGGAGAGUGACUUUGUGCCCAAUGAAGGAGACACGAGGCACCAGUUUCACCCUGGAGCUGCUGUCCCUGCUUCCAGACUUGUGAAGAAUGAUACUAAGCAUGAACCGUGUGGGGACAGCAGAGAAACUGCCUCCAGUGCAGCAGCACGUGCUGCUGUGGAAGACCAGCCAGAGGACUCUGAAAGGGCUCUGCAGGACGAGGAAGAGCGUAUUGAGAAACAAAUGCCUGUCUGCAACCCCACUAAAACCGAGAAACCCCUUGAUUCUGACCAUGAGGAGCUGGAUAUCUUGUCAACCCAGGAAGAGAUGUUUCCUGAGAAUAAUGCAACAGAGAGUGGCUGUGCGAUAACCAGGGUGGAAGAGGGAAGUUCUCUGGCGUGCACCCCUGCCCGCAGCCUGCACCUCCUGCAGCUCUCUGGACAGGGAUCCCUUGUGCAGGAGACUCAUUCGACUGUCUCUUCAGGUCUAGCUAUUUCUCCUCCUGUUGCCUUUGGAUCCAGUGCUCUUGUCCCCAGCAGUCCUACUGAGCAGGAGCAAGCAAAAGCAGCUGAGCAGAUGGAUCCCCCUGUCCCCCCAGAGGGAGGAGAGCUGCAGCAGCAGGGGGGGGAUGCACUGGGGGAGACGACCAUCCCCUGCCUCCCACCAGCACCGCUGGUCCUGCCACAGGCUUCAACCCCCAUGUCCCAGAGCGCCCCGGCCUUCUCUCCUGGAUUGUUACCGGUGCCGUCACAGCCGGAGUUCUCUCACGAUAUCUUUGUUCCAACUCAGAGCCCUGAGAAGCAGCAUGAAGGAGAAGAAAAAGCUGGUGCUUUAGCCCCGUUGUGCUUAGCAGCACCUAGAGAUGCUUUGUCAAAGAUGUCCACAGGUGACUCUGUGUCAGAGCCCUCUGAGUCCUGCCAGCUGGUGCUUUCUGCGAGCGAAUGCAGCCAGGCCACAAACCCAACGGUCAGCGCAGGCUCUCUGAGUGAAACCACACAGGUAGAGAUCACUCCUGAACACAAGGACUCGGACUUGAAACUCUGUUCUGUGGAGAAUGACAACCUAAAACUCAGGCUGGAUGCAGGUGAUCAAGACCUCUCUGAAAACUCUGAAAAAGCAAACAAGGAGGACUUGCAGACUGCAGGGAAGCCUGUGAGGCAGUUAGUUGGUGCAGAUGUAGCAGGAGAUGGGUUGUUGGCUCCUACAGCUCAUCGGGAGAUCGAGAAUGUUUCUGGAAGUAAAGAUACUGCAGAUCAGUCUGCACUGCCUGGGAUUCUGCCACACACUCAAGGUAGAGAAGCACAGUCUGGAGAUAGUCCAUUGGAUGAGACUCCUGAACCUGAGGCAGUUCCUGAGACUCAGUGUGAAGAACAAGAAGAAAAACUGCAAGUAAAAGAGAAGCAAAUAAAUGAAGAUGGGUCCCUUGCUGAUACAGUGCUUUCUCAGAGGUUUAUUCUUGAAAAUGAAGUAGAGUGUCACGAAGAUAUGGAAGUGGAAUUUGCUGAUGGUUCUUGUAAAAAUAGCAAAAAUUUGUCUGAUCAGGCUCAAGAAUUAGAAAAAAUCGAACCAGAAAUCCAGGGAAAAGAAACUUCAAAAGAUUGUACUUUGGGUACUGGAGAGGCAAAGAGCCCAGAUAAACUGUCCCUCAAGGCUGCUUCGGAAACCAUGCCACAGCUCAGUGAGCGUCUGUCCAAGCCUCCUGCAGAGGAGUUGUUGGAACAGCACAACCAUUUCUUUCCAAAGUUGAAGAGAGAGGUUCCAUCAGAAGCAAUGUGUGCCAAAAAACAUCCAGGUUGUUCAGAAUUAGGACAGAUAAUGGUAACAGGGAAUCAGCCACCACUUCAAGGGAAAGGGGUUGACAUGCUGGUGACUCAGGAGGAGAAUGAGGUGCCAAACGACAGGGAGGAUGCUGUUAGGACAAGGGGUCUGGAGCAAGAAGAGCAGAUGCAGGCACAGGAGGAGGCAGCUGCUGAAUCUCCCAGUCCCUGCAGUGGAACCCCGUUUCAUUUUCCGGUGCCAAAGGAGGGGGAUGUUGUUCAGCCCUUGGCCAGCACAACGCCACCUCUUCUGGGGCAGCUGAAGAUGGGACCCCGUAGACACAGCACCCCGAUUGUGGAUGAUAGCUGCCCAGACAGCACUAUAGCGACUAGUGAUGUUACAGCAGAGGGCACAAUGGGGACCAGCAAUGUCACUGUGGAAAGUGCGAUGGUAUCAGCAGAUGUGUCAGGAGUGUGCGAGAAAGGAGACUCUCCGGUGGUUCCUGAGGCUGAUGCAAAACUCUCUCUGCGAAUGAACCUUGUUACCCCUGUGAACGAUGGGAGUGAGGAGUCCCUGCCAUUCAGCUUGGAAAAGCCUGCAGCCAGCGACAGGAAAGAUGGAUCUUCUGCUGCUGCCGGGGUUGUUGCCAGCUCCCAGAAAGCAUCAUCUGUGUUUAGUCGUGUCUGUGAAGUUCGUCGAGAGGAUGAGGCCAGAGGUCAUGCUCUUUCCGCUUCUCCAUUUAGGGGGAAUCUAUUCAGUUUUUCUGGCACACAAGAAGGUGCCGAAUUACAUAAAAAUCCCAGUGGUUGGCAGUACCAGCAACACAAGGCAGCUGACGGCGGUGAACGCGUCGUGGUUUCUUGGAGGCCACAGCAGGACUGCGAUCAACAGCCUGGUGCAGAGGAUGAGGAGUCUGUGGAGACCAGUACCCUGAGCACUCAGACAGAGGAAGGGAGAAGAAUGCAGAAGAAACUAAGUAAGGCUGUUAAGACUGAUGAAAGCCAAGAGAGGAGGGCAAACACCAGGAAUAAAGGGAUCCAAACUACAGCAGACUGUCUUUUUACCCCAACAACUGUUACAAGAGCAACACAAACCUCAGAAGAAACCUGUAGGCAGGUGGAAGUGGGAACCAGUAUGUCUGGGCAAAGACCUGGGCGGCAAGAUACUGGUGUCCAAACCGAGAGUGGGGAGAAGCUCGUGAACGCCUCUGCCGAGGACACGGACUCUCUGCACAGCCAGGGAGAGGAGGAGUUUAACAUUCUUCACCCACCCAAAGGCCGAGUCCAGCAUCGCCACACGCGAACUAUUCGUGAAGUGCGCACUGUUGUUACGCGGGUUACGACAGAUGUUUACUACAUAAAUGGUGCAGAGGUGGAACGGAAAGUAGUUGAGGAAACUGAGGGGCCUGUGGUGGAGUGCCAGGAGUCUGAGACUGACACAUCCUCCUCUAGAACUGCAGUGGGCUCCUCACUGACCUCCGGGGACCUCGGUGAUGUCAGCUCCUUCUCAUCCAAGGCCUCAAGCCUCCACCGCACGUCCAGCGGAGCCAGCAGUGGUCACUCUGCCACGCACAGCAGCAGCAGCAGCUCAGGGCGAGGAACUGGAGCUGUCAAGGGGAAAGUGUGUGGGACAGAACCUGGAGAGUUUGCUUUACCCGUUGGCAGAGGCGUCUUAGGAAAAUUAAGCCCUAGGAAAGGAGCUGGUCAGCCAGUGUCUCCAGUCCGCGCUAGCCAGUCAGGGGCGCUGCCCUGUGAGGAAGAGGAGGACUCUGUGCCUGGCGCUCGCCAGGGAGGCAGAGCAGCCGGGACACCUCGGGGGCGAGGCAGAAGAGGCCGCCCACCAUCUCGAACAGCAGCAACAAGAGAUUCAGCUGGACUGCCAGGUGUGGAGGAUCUCUCAACUACACCAUCAGCUGAGGAGAAAUCAUUUACUCAUCCAGUUCGCCUGCCAGAGGGAGGGGAGAAAUCUGACGCUUCUGGCUUCUGUGCCUUACGUAGUGACUCUCCAGAAAUCCCAUUACAAGUGGUGACUGGUCCUUCAGACGGUGCAGACUCAUCCUCUGGGAACAGCUUUGUAGGCCUUAGAGUUGUAGCAAAGUGGUCCUCAAAUGGGUACUUCUAUUCUGGGAUGAUUACCCAAGAUGUUGGGGCAGGAAAGUACAAGCUGCUCUUUGAUGAUGGAUAUGAAUGUGAUGUGCUAGGAAAAGAUAUUUUACUCUGUGAUCCCAUCCCGCUGGAGACGGAGGUGACUGCACUCUCAGAGGACGAGUACUUUAGUGCAGGUGUGGUGAAGGGGCACCGCAAGGAGUCUGGAGAGCUGUACUAUUGCAUUGAGAAGGAAGGCCAGAGGAAGUGGUAUAAACGAAUGGCUGUUAUCCUGUCUCUGGAACAAGGCAAUAAGCUCCGGGAGCAGUUUGGGCUGGGUCCUUAUGAACCUGUCACCCCUCUGACAAAAGCAGCUGACAUCAGUCUGGAUAAUCUUGUGGAGGGGAAGCGGAAGCGACGUGGUAACCUUGGUUCUCCCAGCACUUCCAGCAGCAGCACAACUCCCACUCGCAAAGGGCACGAGAGCCCACGCGUCCCACCCGGCACACUGUCUGGGAAAAGAAAACUCGUUGCUUCUGAAGAUGAGAGAUCCCCAGCUAAACGUGGUCGCAAGUCAGCAACGAUAAAGCCUGGGGCUGUCAGAGCUGAGGAGUCCGUAAGCAUCCAUGAAGGUGUAGAUGCUGUAGAUGCCCCAGUCCUGGAGGACCAGCAUGGACCCCUGCCCAACAAUAAGACCCUCUUUUUGGGCUAUGCCUUUCUCCUCACCAUGGCAACACCCAGUGACAAAUUGGUCAAUCACCAGAAGCCAUCAGAUGGUCCUGCAGGGAGCAGUGAGGAGGAAGAAGAAUUUUUAGAGAUGACUCCGUAUGACAAACAUUACAUAGCACAGCAGCUGCGAGCAGGAGCUGGCUAUAUCCUGGAAGACUUCAAUGAAACCCAGUGUAAUGCAGCAUAUCAGUGUCUCUUAAUUGCGGACCAGCAUUGUCGAACUCGGAAAUACUUGCUGUGCCUUGCCAGAGGGAUCCCUUGUGUGUCUCAUGUCUGGGUCCGUGACAGCUGUCAUGCUAACCAGCUUCAAAAUUUUCGGAAUUACCUCUUGCCAGCUGGUUAUAGCCUCCAGGAGCAAAAAUUGCUAGAAUGGCACCCACGAGAAAACCCAUUCUAUAACCUGAAGGUUCUCCUGGUGUCAGACCAGCAGCAGAACUUCUUGGAUCUGUGGUCUGAAAUCCUCAUGACGGGGGGAGCAGCAUGUGUUAAACAGCAUUGCUCAAAUGCUCACAACAAAGAUGCCUGUCUUUCCUCCUGUGCAGAUAUUGCUUUGGGUGUUUAUGACGUGGUGGUGACUGAUUUUUCCUGCCCAGCUGGUGUCUUGAAGUGUGCAGAAGCUUUACGGCUGCCUGUUGUCUCGCAAGAGUGGGUGAUCCAGAGCCUGAUUGCUGGGGAGAGAGUAGGCUACAAGCAGCAUCCAAAAUACAAACACAACUAUGUCCCCAACUGAACUGAAACUUUGCCCUGCUGUCCCACUGUUGUGCAGACUGUGUUUUAAUCAGGUUUUAAAUGUUUGUGUAAUUGGACAGUGUGCAUGGAUUACUGUAUAUAGUUUUAUCUGCUGGACUUUUAUGAUGAAAUAAACGUUCAAUUUCUUGUGGUA